Messenger RNA from Suillus bovinus, 952 nucleotides. RefSeq lists its product as uncharacterized. The record is from RefSeq and is a predicted model, not a curated record. Lineage: Eukaryota; Fungi; Basidiomycota; Agaricomycetes; Boletales; Suillaceae. The transcript has 3 exons. Bases 204 to 818 code for a protein of 204 amino acids.
CGCUUUAUGGUCCUUGAUGCGAUCCGUUCCUCAAGAGCACACGUCGGCUCAGAGUUUGGUAUGUGAAGGUGCAUGUAUAUCUUGGAAACUUGAUAUGUAAAUUUCCUCACUUCAAGUCGCUUAUAUAAUGUCUAUAAUGUCUAUGGCUAUCGUAUACGUUAACGGCCAACUCGAAUUUCGCCCCACACUGUGUUCAUGACAGAAUGAUGGAAACAGUCGGCUUCUUCAGAGGGGAUACGAUGAUGGAAGUCUUGACAGUUCUAGCCAAUUCUGAAUCCGACGUCAAGAAAGUUCGGGAUGCAGUGAUAUUAUACAUUGCGCGUAAAAAGCAAAAGGGCCGGUCUGAACAACAUAUUCAAGAUAAAUUACUGCAACUAGAGGCCAAGUUCGAGCACAUCGAGACGUGGCAUCCGGCAUUUCGAGAUGCCCGAGCAUUGUUCCAGCUUCCCAAGUCCAAACAUAUCCCACUUCCCAAGUCCGUUAUCCGUAAACAACAUGAAUCCGAGCUGCGUCAUGUGAUAGACAUAGGAGUGGUCCCAUCCUCUCUCAAGCUGUCCUCGUCAGAAUCAUGUAGUUCACCAACUCCUAGCAGCUGGGAUGGAGCGCCAUUGCCAAGAUUACAGGACCUGCCAUACAUGUUACUUGCCUUUCCAUGGGAAAACGAUAGUCUCGAAUCUCAUGCGCACCUUCUUCCAUUAAUGUCUCCUGGGCAAAUAAUUUCAUCUGACGUGCUUUCAUCGCCCUCCCAAUAUGGCGACUCCGAUUCGGAAGGAGACGAUGAGACUACAGCAUCCCCGUCCAAGCUUAAGCAGAGCUAGCCAAAGUCACAGACUCGUAUUGUGUUCGACUUUAGGCACGUCUCGCCACAUGCUUCUUCCUACCCCUUAUAUUUUCACCUGCAUCUUAACAAUCGAUGACUUUUUGCAACGUUGGAGGUUUUUGUGCUUGUUCU